Pristis pectinata (smalltooth sawfish) is the source of this 6425-nucleotide messenger RNA. It is a transcript of the gene mapre2, whose product is annotated as microtubule-associated protein, RP/EB family, member 2. Lineage: Eukaryota; Metazoa; Chordata; Chondrichthyes; Rhinopristiformes; Pristidae. Gene Ontology annotation, molecular function: microtubule plus-end binding. Gene Ontology annotation, biological process: protein localization to microtubule plus-end; spindle assembly; regulation of microtubule polymerization or depolymerization. Bases 474 to 1376 code for a protein of 300 amino acids. The transcript is spliced from 8 exons. Gene Ontology annotation, cellular component: microtubule organizing center; microtubule plus-end; spindle midzone. The record is from RefSeq and is a predicted model, not a curated record.
CAUGUGAUGCCCCUCACAUUCCGGAGCGGGCGGGCGGGCGCGCCUGGCGUGAGCUGUGUGGCCGCACGUGAGGGCGGGCAGACCCGCGAGCGCUGGGAUAGGAGUUGCCAGGGAAACGGCGCGGGCGAGCGGCCUCUCGGCGUUCAGUGGGCGCCCGCUGCUUCCACUGCUGGCAUUGGGCAAACCCCGCAAGAGGGGCGUUAUCAGCACCCCUCCUCCCCAACACACACACUUCACUACAUUUUCGCCCAGAGACAACCUCAUCAAACUAUUAAGCCGGCUGAACUCCGGAGAAGAGGAAACCUCGUCUGAAUAUCUCGACUCUUUCGUAGCUCGUCCACGCAGUAAAUUGUACAAAAGUCAGAGCAAUUCAAUAGAAGGCCCCACCUCCUCUCAGCUUAACCCGGUCUGUGAAAGGAUUUCUGUGUCUCAGGAAGGCACUGGUGCGAGAUUUACACGCAAAACAUUGGGGAAUGGCUGUUAAUGUGUAUUCGACAUCAGUAACCAGUGAGAAUAUGAGCCGGCAUGACAUCAUGGCCUGGAUUAAUGAUACUGUGUGUUUAAACUACACAAAGAUUGAGCAGCUUUGCUCAGGUGCAGCAUACUGCCAGUUCAUGGAUAUGUUGUUCUCUGGUUGUAUUAGUUUGAAGAAAGUAAAAUUUCAGGCUAAGUUGGAGCACGAGUAUAUUCACAACUUCAAACUUCUACAAGCUUCUUUUAAAAGAAUGAAUGUAGAUAAAGUUAUUCCAGUAGAGCGAUUGGUUAAAGGUCGCUUUCAGGAUAACUUGGAAUUCAUCCAGUGGUUCAAGAAGUUCUUUGAUGCAAACUAUGAUGGUAAAGAGUACGAUCCAGUGCUUGCUCGACAAGGUCAAGAUGCUAUUCCUCCACCCAAUCCUGGUGAACAAAUUUUUAAUUUGCCAAAGAAAGCAGCAAGUUCACCAAGUGCAGGUGCUGCUGCUCCAAAAAGCACUCCAUCUCCUAAAUCAGCGUCAACACCAUCUAGGCCAACUUCAGCUCAAGCUAGAAAGGCACCAGGAGCAAAAAGUGGUGGUGAUGCAGAAUCACACAUUGCACAAUUGAAUGAGCAGUCAUAUCGACAGAGCAGAGAAGCACGACUGAAUGAGAUGAUUUAUUUUGUACAGCUCUGUGAGGUGAGUUCAUUAAAACUCGCACUUGAAGGAGUUGAAAAGGAGAGGGACUUCUACUUUGGGAAACUGCGAGAAAUUGAACUCAUAUGCCAAGAACAUGGACAGGAGAAUAUCGACCUUGUUCAGCGACUCAUGGAUGUGCUAUAUGCUACUGAUGAGGGAAUUGCAGGGCCAGAUGACAGUCAGGUACAGGCUGAAGAACUGACUCAGGAACCGGAAGAAUAUUGACACCGCAAGCAUCUAUUUCUGAAUGAAGAGCACACUGAGGACUUCAUGGAAUGAAUUGCUUCAGUUUGAACAUUAGCGUUUUAUCCUCCAUUACUCUGCAUCAGCAAAGUACUGUAUUCCUUACCCAUUAUCUUACCAUCAUGCAUUUGCAGCAACUAUCUUUGUACAAGAAAAUGUGGUAAUUUGGGGCUAAAUUAACACUUUGCAUUAUGGCUGUGUUUAGGCAGAAAUAUGGUUUGACAACAUUGAUUUAAAAACUAGUAUCCACUGAAGUUUUAUGGAGUAGUUUCAGUGAUCAAAAAUGCAGUAUUACAUAUUCAUAUGCACCAUGUAUAUUUUUCACAAAACCUACAUGGAGAAACCCAUCACACAGACAUUUCUAUACAAAAUGUAGGUAAUAUCAGCCUAUUUAUAAGAAUACACCAUUGAAGGAAUGGGUUCUUAAAUCUGUAAAGAAAGUCUUAUUAAGCUGUAACUUGUUAUUGAAAAUUAUCCACAAUUUGUCGCAUGAUAGAGUAGGUUUGUUUUCAAGACGUAAAUUUCAGUUACUUUAUCUUCCUAAUUUAAUAAAUUAGAUGUAUGUUUAUAUUUGUGGUCUGUGUAUAAAAGUCUUCAUGAGAAACCUGUUGAUGCAGUGAUGCAUAUAAAACCACAUUCACCAGAAUCUCAACUAAAUAUCAUAAUAUACUGAUGGUCUUAUGGUCAUCACAAUUAGACAGCAAAAGAAAUGAGAAUAAUAGUAUGUGCGUGCAAUUUAGAUAUGAUCUUGUUGCAGCAUCAAUGCUAAAAAGACCUGAAUUUGAACGAGUCUUGACUCGUAGUAACACAUCAGCUUUCCCUUGAUGAGAUUCAGUAGACUGGGACUAGUUAUCUGUUAGAGAGACAUAAAAUUUGUGAGGAGUGAUUCUUCCUGCACUCGUUGGACUUGACUUUGUAUAUCAGCCAAGGAUUCAUGUUUAAAAGUUCUAUGGUGGUUUAUGUGGAACUUAUUGACUGAGGAAGAUGCGAAAGGCCACUAUAAAGCACUGUGCCUGCAAAUAGAAAUAACACAUGGGUGUAUUGUUGGCGUGGAUGGAGAAAUCAACCAGUAUUAGCAAAACCUGUUACAUAUGUACAUAAUGUACUUCUGUUUUGUUGAAAUUUAAUACAUAGGUUAUGUAUAACAAAAUGUGUUUCCAAAACUUAAUUUUGAUGGGUUUGUAAACCAUAAGUUUCUUUUGUCACAUUAAGCAGAAAAAUAAUUUAUUCUGCUUCCGGUUUACCUGCUUCAGUUGCAAAUUUGGAUAUGAAUGUACAAAUUGAAAACUGGAGCACGCCUUUGGCCCCUCAAACCUGCUCAAUAAUUUCAUUAGAUCAUGGGUUACUUAACUGUAACCCCAACUCUCACCACCUCCCAGUCACCUUUCACCCCUUGUUUUUCAAGAACCUAUCUACCUCUGUCUUAAAAAAUAUUCAAAGACUCUGCAUCCAUUGCUUUUUGGGAAAAGAGUUCCAAAACCUCCAUCCAAAGGAAAAAGUUAGCCUCAUUUGUUUUAAAUGGGUGAUUUCACUUUUUUUAACACCCUUCUCUCCCUCCACCCCCCCCCCCCCCCCAAAUUUUAAACAGUGACUUCCUAGUUUUAGAUUCCCCCAUCAAGUUGCCUCUCAUUCUUAAGUCCAGUGGAGAAAAGCUGAAUUUGUCCAACCUUUCCUCAUAACACAACCCACCCAUUACAGGUAUUAGCUAGGUAAAUCUUUUCUGAACUGCCUUCAAUGCAUUGAACUGCUUCCAACAUAUUUACAUCUUUAAGGAGAUCAAUACUGUACACCACUCCAGAUGUGGUCCUACCAAUGCCCUAUGUAAUUGAGGUGUACCCCCAGCAACAAACAAACAACCUUGUUAGCUUUCCUAAUUACUUGCUCUAAGACACUUCUGUAUCUUUCUUCUGUGAUCUCUCCAUUUAGAUAAUAUUUUUGUAUUUUUCCUGCCAAAAUGGACAAUUUCACAUUUUCCUACAAUAUAUUCCACUUGCUCGCCUAAUUAACCCAUUCAUAUAUCCCUUCUGUGAUCUCCUCUUGUCCUCUUUAAAAACUUUCUUUAUUUCUAUCUGUUUUUGUCAUGAGCAUAUUUGGGAACCAUAGCUUCAGUGUUUUCAUCCAAGUCAAUUCUAAAAGUUGUAAAAACAAUGUGGGUCCAGCACCAAAUCCUGUGGUACACCACUCAUUAGAUCUUGAACCUAUUAUUUUGGUACUUCAGCAUUCAGUACUUUGAGGGAAAAAAUAUAUUUGGCCCAUUAUCUUAUCACAGAAGGAGAACUACUUUGCAUUAUCUCACUGAAAUCUCAACAUCUAUUCACGGACCAAGUUUCAGAUUUCCAAUUCCCCUUUGUGUUUAGAAUUACUACUUGACAGGCCCUCAAAAGGACUAUUUCUAAUUAUAAGCUAUGUUGAUCUGUUCAGGACUCACCUGCCACAGAACAUGUUUCACUAUAGCCUAAAUUCCUCAAAAAAAAAAGCCUUUUAUCUUUGGUAUUAUUUGGGUAAAUCUACACGAGCUCUUUGCUCACCACCAAGGCUAAUAUAUCUGCAAUGUCCAGAAAUAAAUGCAAUAUUCAAUUUGUUCCAUUUGGAGCUUUUAUAUGUAACUUUGCUCUUUUGAAAUAAAGCUUAGUGUUCUAUUAGCUUUUCCCAAUUAUCUAUUAUGGCUCUCCCCUAGGUUUUGGUGAUUUUGGUACUUUGAUCCUGAAAGUCAGCUGCUCCACAGCACUUGCUUUUUGUCAGUUUUAAAAAAAACACAUCUGUGAAUCCUAAAAUUAUCAUAUCAUCUGGAAUUUUUGAACUCAAUCUGUUACUAUUCCUUUACAAUUUCUUGCUGCUUUUACUUCUAUUCCAUUCUAAUUUUCUAUCAUCAGCAAAUGUAGACAGUAGGUUCCAUGUUCCUCCAUUUUAGUUGCAUAUAAAUAGCUGUAAACCCCAUUACAGAUUCCUGAAAGAGAUUGAAGGUCACAUCCUGAUAAUUUAAGAAUAUACAUAUUAUCCCUUCUGGUUUUAUUUCUAAUCAGCACCAUCUCUACUGAUGUGAAUUGGUUAUUACCAAUUCAUGAUGUUUUUAUUAUGUCAGUUAUUUGUUUCCAUUUGGAAUUCCAUAAAUAUGUUUAGAGACGCUCAUUCUUUGGGUUAGGAAUAUUCUCAAACAAAAUUCAACUAGGUUUGUCAGACGAUGCUUACAUUUUACAAAUCUGUACUGCUUCCAUGUCUUUGAAAACAAAAAGCUGUUCCACGGUACAUUUUCACAGCAUAUGUUCCCUGUUUAAUUUGUAUGUUUUCUUCCACUAUAUAAAGAAAUUCAUUCAACAUUGUUUUCUUAAUCUUGAUUGCUGCCCUACACCCUUAAAUGAAACUCUUGCUGUGAACAUACUUAAAUCCUCAGACUUUUUUUGCAUACGGAGAAAAAAAUGAUUCUUUGCAAAGUUGCACUUAUUGGUUUAGUUAUCAAUUGAGGUGGGGGGGGGAUGAAUUUGAGGUAGUUUUAUGGUUCAUAUGCUAAGCAGGAGCCCUGAUUUGUUUCGAACUUUUAAAAUCUUUAUAGCCUACCCGAGGUGGUUAGUAUCACAUUUUAUUAGUGUAUAUAUGUUUAUUCUGACAUUGCCUGGUUGGAUAUUGUAACAAUGUUCUGUGUAAUACUUAAUAUAAAUAUUGGUUAGAAUACAUCAGGUUGCAUUAUUUUCACUGACUGAUAUGGCACCAUCAGAUUUCCAGCUUGCUCCUAAGUUACUUUGAAAGUCUCAGAUUAAUUUCUAAGUGAUCAUUUUUUUAAAAAUUGUAUUCUGCAAGUAAAAUCUUUGCAAUAAGAUGGACUUAUUUAAGCAAUGACAAAUUUAUGUCCAUGCAUUCAAAUCUGAAUUCAUAAUACAGGAUAAUUUUAAAGUAGUGUGGGUCCAUUUGUAUUUCAUUUUUUUCCCCUUGACUUGGCAUAGAGAUGUAGAGAAGUAUGAUAUUUGUAAAUGAAGGACCUGUUUCCGAAGUUUCUGUUUCAAAAUGUAUGAUAUUGGAAAUGCAACUUAUUUGGUUUUAAAAUCCUUGGUUUUAAUUCGGAAGGCACAGCAAAUUGAUAGAAACAUAUGUUCUACAUUCUUUAGCAUAAUUCAAAUUCACACUACUGCUACAGCCAGUAUUUCUGAUUUUUUUUGAAGUAACCCACCAUUUAUUUUAAACCAGGAGAAAAUCAUGCUAAGUUUUCAUUCUCAACAGCUGGUUGAAGAUUAUGGAUGUAAACCAACAGUACAUUAGAACUUGGUCCAUUGCAGAGUUGAAAGCUGAUUUGGAUUGACGUGAAGAGAAUCCUACUUCAAUUUGGUGAUCCUGAACAGCUUAAAGUAAUUGUUUUGGAGAAAAAAAUAGUGUUGUCUAUUAGAAUUUACUCCAGCUACUCAAUUAUUUUACCAUGCUGGUUAAUCUUGUUUAGUUAAAUUCAUAGUUUGACUGUGCAUUUAAAGUUUUGAUUUCAUAACGAAGAUUAGCCUUUGAAAGGUUGUUCUUUGUAUAUAUUGAUGUAUUCAAUAAUUGUCAUAAUAUAAAUAUUUUAUAUAUCUGGUUCUUUAGAGGGAGACAUUUCAGCAUAAAACUAUAUACCUGUAAUACAUCAGUAAUCUGUAACAUGCCUAAGAUUUAGUUUUGAUCCUACUAUAGCAGUUUCUGUAUUUGAAUUUAAAUCAAAAUGCUGGUGAGUAUGUCCAUGAAAUAGUCUGGAAUCACAAUUGGUCUUGUUUUUGGUCAGUGAUGCAAAAGGCAGUUUUUAAAGAUGUAUCAACAUUAUGAGCCCAAAGGAAAACCUUUCCCUUGGCACUACUUAGUCCAGACCUACUAGUUCAUCAUGCUAGUUAACCUCUCCUUGAUACUGUACUAAUGAAGCUGACAGGCAUUUUCUACUCUGCCACGAGUCCCUUAAAUUUGUGCAGCAUGCUUAGUGUGCAAGUCCCUCCCUGUUCAAACAUAUUCCAUUCUGCAGCAUUGUGUUCAAUAAACAAAAAUUCCUUUCCAUCUCUCAAAAUAAAACUGAUAUUAGAACUA